AUGCUGCCGCCACUCGUCAGCUUGUUCUCUGGUCUAGCCGUUCCGGUUCGCUUUGCCUUAAAGCACCACAAGGAUAGCGACGAGCACGCAAAGCAGGUACGCGAUGCAUAUGAUCGCAUUUGCAAAUUCGCCGAAAAAUACGAAGCUUACCAGAAAGGCCAUCUCUCCGGUGACGGUGCCACCGCCGUAGGUAAAGAUGAUACGCCCAUCACCAAGAGCUACAGUGCUGGAGAACAACGUGUAGAAGAGCUCAGGCGAAGCCUUUCUGAUAGCCGUGUCGUUGAGGUUGAUGAAAAGGCAUGGCACCGAGAAUACCACUUUACCAAUGACCUGAGGCGGACCGAGACGCAAACCUCUCCACCAGGUCGCAUGAAGCGCCUCGUGUGGGAACUCUCCAUCCUCCGAACGUCAAUACCCGAGGGCAUCUUCGUCCGGCACCAUAGCGACCGACUCGAUGCCAUGACUUUCUUGAUUGUCGGACCUGCCGGGACACCAUAUGAGAAUGGGCUUUUCGAGUUCGAUCUCUUUUGCCCCAUGGACUAUCCCCAGAGCCCGCCACACGUGUUCUUCAGGACUUCUCCGCCCGAUCGGAAGUUCAACCCUAAUCUUUACAACAACGGUCUUGUCUGCUUAUCCCUUCUCGGCAGCUGGGAAGGACCCAGCUGGGACCACGAGAACUCGACCCUCCUACAACUCCUCGUCUCCCUGCAAGCGAUGGUCUUCACCGAGUCGCCGCUAUGGAACGAGCCAGGCUUGGAAAACACCCUGACGCCGCUGCAUUCGCGGGUGUACAACGUCGAAGUCCGCGCUGACACGACGCGGUACGCGCUGGCUGAGUGGCUGACGAAGCUCAACAGCGGCGAGCUCAAGUCCAGCCCGUGGCGCGAGGUCGUCGCGGCGCACUUUGAGCUAAGGUGGGAGGAGAUCUUGGAGGUUGUCGAGCGGUGGGAGGCGGACCAGCCUGGGGACGAGGUCCGUCUUCCGAAUCAGCGGGAGAAAGGCCAGGAAGGCCUGAAGAGGGCUGCGUACACGACUCACUGUGCCCCAGCGCGGUUCAAGGAGGGCAUUCGGAUGUUGGAGGAGGGGUGUAAGCGCUGGAGUGAACGGCCACGGGUUCGUCUGCCGGUCGUUAUUCCAGAUCGCCAGGUGAGCACAUGA
This is a messenger RNA of Colletotrichum chrysophilum, 1158 nucleotides long. RefSeq lists its product as uncharacterized. The coding region runs from base 1 to 1158 and encodes 385 amino acids. Lineage: Eukaryota; Fungi; Ascomycota; Sordariomycetes; Glomerellales; Glomerellaceae. The record is from RefSeq and is a predicted model, not a curated record. Gene Ontology annotation, molecular function: ubiquitin conjugating enzyme activity. The transcript has 2 exons.